GGGUAGAGGAGGGUACAGAUUCAGAGCAGAGUAAAGAAAAAGGGGAAGAGCUAUGUGUAGGGAUUAGUGCAGGAGUUAAGCAGGGUACAGAGGAAGAAUGUGAUGCAGGGACAGAGAGGGUUACAGAGACAGCACUCUCUUCCAACAAUACAGAGACAGCACACUCUGCCAACAAUACAGAGACAGCACACUCUGCAAACAAUGCAGAGACAGCACUCUCUGCCAGCGAUACAGAGAUAACACUCUCUGCCAGCAAUACAGAGACAGCACUUUCUGCCACUGAUACAGAGACAGCACACUCUGCCAGCAAUACAGAGACAGCACUCUCUGCCAACAAUACAGAGACAGCACUUUCUGCCAGCAAUACAGAGACAGCACUUUCUGCCAACAAUACAGAGACAGCACACUCUGCAAACAAUGCAGAGACAGCACUCUCUGCCAGCAAUACAGAGACAGCACUAUCUGCCAGCGAUACAGAGACAGCACACUCUGCCAGCAAUACAGAGACAGCACUUUCUGCCAACAAUACAGAGACAGCACACUCUGCCAGCAAUACAGAGACAGUACACUCUGCAAACAAGGCAGAGACAGCACACUCUGCCAGCAAUACAGAGACAGCACUUUCUGCCACCGAUACAGAGACAGCACCCUCUCCCAGCAAUACAGAGACAGCACUCUCUGCAUGUAAUACAGAGACAGCACACUCUGCCAGCGAUACAGAGAUAGCACUCUCUGCAUGUAAUACAGAGACAGCACACUCUGCAAGCAAUACAGAGACAGCCCCCUCUGCCAGCAAUACAGAGACAGCACUCUCUACCAGCGAUACAGAGACAGAACCCUCUGCCAGCGAUGCAGAGACAGCACACUUUGUCAGCGAUACAGAGACAGCACCCUCUGCCAGUGAUACAGAGAUAGCACCCUCUGCCAGCGAUAAAGAGACAGCACAAUCUGCCAGUGAUACAGAGACAGCACCCUCUACCAGCGAUAAAGAGACAGCACAAUCUGUCAGUGAUACAGAGACAAAACCCUCUGCCAGUGAUACAGAGACAGCACAAUCUGCCAGUGAUACAGAGACAGCACUCUCUGCCAGCAAUAAAGAGACAGCACCCUCUGCCAGUUAUACAGAGACAGAACCCUCUGCCAGUGAUACAGAGACAGCAGAAUCUGCCAGCGAUACAGAGACAGCACUCUCUCCCAGCGAUACAGAGACAACACACUCUGUCAGUGGUACCAGAACAUCAUGUGUUGAAGGUUCAGUGUUCCCUAUGACCAGGUCAGGUAGCGAACUCACAGAGAGGAAGAUAGCGAUCUGCUUCUGGAACAAACAGACUGACCUCUCAUGGUUGGCCAACGAGCUGAGCAUGUAUUCCUCCAUCAUGACAUCAGAUUUAGUGAGCUGUGUCCCCAUGUUUAUCAUUACAGAGAAGCAGGAGAGGAAUGAAAUACUCAACAAAUCCCAAUUCAUCAUUUGUUACUGUAACCAGUCACAGAUAUACCAGAAUGAUGUGGAGAGUUUCCUGGACCUUUGUGUAGACAAGAAAGGUAGCCAAGGCCUGGCUGUGGUGAUUGAUGACAUGAAGGAUGAAUACGCCAUAGAGGAGAUGAGCGACCGGUGGAGACGAAAACGGUUUUCAUGCUGGGAACUUCUGCUUUUUACCAAAAAUAACCUUGAUUUUAUUAACCUUCAUAAAUCACAAUCAUGGAAAAGCACGCAACAGGAGCUAGACGAGAUUCUGAAGGCAGAGGAGAACAAGGGUCUGGGGGUUAUUGAUGAUCAGGAACUGAUCAGGAUCCCGAACAAAUUGUCUAACACGAAUAUCAAACGCAGGACAGAAAAAGUAUCAGGUUUCCAGAAAUUCUGUCAACAUUAUAAUAGAGGAACUAUAGAACGGAUUCACAGACAGCUGUCCAAGCUGGAAACGUUGGUGUCUGACAGAGUAAACGAUUGCAAAAAUGAAGAGAACUUAUCGAGUUACACAGAAAUGUCAUCUCGUCUUAAGGAACCAUACAGUCUGCAACAACGUCAAAAGGACAGUGAAAUACCGAAAAUAAAAUUUACCAAAAAGGAAAGAGAAAAACGCCAGGUGAUAAAUAAUGAUGUUCAGGGGUCGGGCUUACCUGUUGGGAUCUUCUCGCGAUCGGCUGAGAGUGAUUAUGAAUGGCUUCAGACAUUGUUGAGUACUGAGCGAUUCGGAGAUCAGGGUUUAGACGUUCAGUCUUUUUACAUUUCGAACAAUGGAAUGUUACAGUUUAUAGAAAACCUUUCUAAGUGCAAAGCCGGAAUAUUGUAUCACACCAAGAACAGCGGUAGAAUAAAUAUUACCAAUGUGAUGGACUCUCUCUAUGACAUGGAGCUGAAAUUGAUGUCUGACAUGCUCGGGAGGGACAAGGUCUUUGUGGUGAUCGAUGACCUGGAAAACAGUAGCGCUGAAGAGAAGCUCCGGAUCCUGAGAACCCAGCCUCGUAUUGGGGAAUACGCUGCUGAUGUCGUCCUUGUCACAGAGAUUGAGAAGAUGGAUAGGGAAAUCCUGCUUAGAAAACUUGAGAGGACAAUAAUUAGCCAACAAGAGAAAGAGACAAUGAGCCUGUGAUCAGUUUCUGAUGAUAAAUGGCAGCACUGUCCAAUGAUCCACCCCCCCCCCCCCAGAUGAAUGACCUUACAGAGAACAUGUUAAAGUUUAAUAAUCUCUGGAUUUAUCAGAUACAAAUGGAAACAC
This is a messenger RNA of Pelobates fuscus (common spadefoot toad), 2717 nucleotides long. RefSeq lists its product as uncharacterized. NCBI's taxonomy places the organism in Eukaryota, Metazoa, Chordata, Amphibia, Anura, Pelobatidae. The record is from RefSeq and is a predicted model, not a curated record. Bases 1266 to 2591 code for a protein of 441 amino acids. The transcript is spliced from 8 exons.